Messenger RNA from Staurois parvus, 322 nucleotides. The record is from the annotation of a GenBank genome assembly. Lineage: Eukaryota; Metazoa; Chordata; Amphibia; Anura; Ranidae.
CAGGGGCGGACUGGCAACUCAUGGGGCCCCCGGGCAAUAGGGGAUCAUGGGGUCCCUGUGUCCUUGCCCACACUCAAAGCACACCCAAAAAAGCCUAUAAAAGGUACCAGGGGCAUCUCAUGGGGCCCCCUACUGACCCCGGGCCUUCGGGCAGUGCCCGAGUUUCCAAAUGGUCAGUCCGCUCCUGAGCUCAAGGUUCGGUCCAAACUCAGGUUUAGACCAAAUAUUGGCUGUGCAGGCAUUUGUGGUCAUUCAGCAGGAAUUUCUACCACUACUAUCUAUGACAGCUUCCUCAAUGGUUGCCAAGGAAGAAACUGGCACC